UUCCACUCGAGCACAAACCCGGAAGAAGGAAAUAAUGUCCGUCGUCGUCCACUAGCUCGAGUCAGUUUGAGGUCGAGUGGAAGAUAACCAUGGCGAUGACAAGUCAGACGUCCUGCUCUUCGAUGAGCAACCACACCAAGGAACGGGUCACCAUGGCCAAAGUGACGCUGGAGAAUUUUUAUAGCAACCUGAUAUCGCAGCAUGAGGAAAGGGAAAUGAGGCAGCAGAAAUUGGAGAAGGUCAUGGAUCAGGAGGGGCUAGGUGAUGAAGAGAAGCGUCUUCGGCGGUCUGAGCAUGCUAGGAAAGAGACCGAGUUUCUUCGUCUCAAACGAACACGGCUUGGAUUGGAGGACUUUGAGUCGCUCAAAGUGAUUGGCAGAGGAGCUUUCGGAGAGGUUCGGUUAGUUCAGAAGAAGGACACAGGACAUGUUUAUGCCAUGAAAAUCUUGCGUAAAGCUGAUAUGCUUGAGAAAGAGCAGGUGGGCCAUAUUCGAGCAGAAAGGGACAUCCUUGUGGAAGCAGACAGUCUGUGGGUGGUGAAGAUGUUCUACAGCUUUCAGGAUAAGAUGAACCUCUACCUCAUCAUGGAGUUUCUGCCUGGAGGUGAUAUGAUGACUCUACUGAUGAAGAAAGACACUUUAACAGAGGAAGCCACACAGUUUUAUAUUGCAGAGACUGUGCUGGCUAUUGACUCUAUUCACCAGCUGGGCUUCAUCCACAGAGACAUCAAACCAGACAAUCUCCUGCUGGACUCGAGGGGCCACGUGAAGUUGUCUGAUUUUGGUUUAUGCACUGGUUUGAAGAAAGCUCACCGCACAGAGUUCUACAGAAACCUUAAUCACAGUCUUCCCAGCGACUUCACUUUCCAGAAUAUGAACUCAAAGAGGAAAGCAGAAACAUGGAAACGAAACAGGAGACAGUUGGCCUUCUCCACUGUUGGAACCCCUGACUACAUCGCUCCAGAAGUGUUUAUGCAAAAUGGUUAUAACAAGCUAUGUGAUUGGUGGAGUUUGGGUGUCAUUAUGUAUGAAAUGCUCAUAGGUUACCCUCCAUUUUGCUCUGAGACGCCUCAGGAAACUUACAGGAAAGUGAUGAACUGGCGGGAAACUUUGACAUUUCCACCCGAGGUCCCAAUUUCAGAAAAGGCCAAGGAUAUGAUUCUCAGGUUCUGCUGUGAGAGUGAACACAGGAUUGGAGCCACUGGAGUGGAGGAGAUCAAAACUAACCCUUUCUUUGAGGGAGUGGACUAUGACCAUAUCAGGGAGAGACCAGCGGCUAUUCCAAUUGAGAUCAAAAGCAUUGACGACACCUCCAACUUUGACGAGUUUCCUGAUUCGGACAUCCUCCAACCUUCAGUCGCCCCUGUGUCCAAUCACACCGAGGCAGAUCUGAAGAGCAAAGACUGGGUGUUCAUCAACUACACCUACAAGCGCUUUGAGGGGCUGACCGCACGAGGAGGCAUCCCGUCAUACAUGAAAACUGGGAAAAGAUAGGCUUCGAUAGGAUUUAAUAACUUGCUGCACUCUUUCAAUGGUUGUUUUUCCAUAAGGAGACAUUCUCCAUUGCUCCUCCUCGCAUCUGAAGGAUCUUACAUCACCCGUGUCCUGUUUUGAUUCACCCAUUUAUGGAUGUGAACUCCACCCGUACUCGAUCCAUAGAAAGAAAUCUUCAAAGUUUUAUCCAAGGGCUUCUUUUUCUUUAACACCCUGAAUGUGCUCAUUUUAUUCCUGAGCUUUUCCUUUUUUUUUUUUGCUUUUGAGGCAAUCAUCUUUUAGGUUGCCAGAUUUUGUACAUUUUGGAAUGGAGAUAUUUUAGUACUCUGACACCGGUAACAAAAAAAAGGGCUUGGACACAAGCUAGUUAAACCUCCUGCACCCAUAAUUGAUUUUAAUCGCAUUAGCAGAGGGGGAUCAUUCAUUUGCUUUUUCCAAGUACUAGCAUUUGUUGUCGCAGCACAUCUGCUGUACAUAUCUGAAAGACUGAAGAAGACUCCAUUUUAUGCAAUAAGAUGGAUGCUUUGAAAAUCCAUACUUUUUUCCCGUUUUUGGAUCUUUUUUGCUUGUUGCGCUCACCAUGCAAGAUCUCAGCGACGUUGGGAAAACAUGGGGCUUAGUAAGUCAGUCUGGUCUGAAUGUGAUUCGCACAGUUGCAGAUGUUGCCUUACAUUCGGAUCCUUCUUAUAUACCAGCAGAAACAUCGUGAAUGCAUUUGCCAAUCAAACCAAAUUGUUCAUCAACGUACCAGGAAACUUUACCAGCUGAUGUCAAAGACCAAGCAAACUCUAGCAAACGGAACAGCGUUUGUUUGUUUUUUUUAUUUAAUAGGUAGUUUUAGCCACUGACUGAUUCAGAAGUUGCUUGGUGCUAAUGCUGUUGUUUUUCUUAAUAAAGGGGCUUAUUGCUGAUGUCUGGCGAACAAAGCCACGUUUUUUUCAUCUUGAGAACAACACUAUUCAGGGAUUUGAAUUUGAUUGAGUCUUCCAUUUUAAUAUGGGGAUGAAAUGUUCAAUGCAACAUUUUUAUAUUACCAAAGAGGCACCGUGUUUGAUUGGCUUUAUGGGCUUGACUCUCGAUGUUGUUUGGUCAAGGAUGCUUUGGCUUUCAUACAGCAUUAAUUAUACUUGUUAUAAGAUGUUAAUGUGUAAACUUGUAGCAGAAUAUUCAUUCCAUAAUGGUUCCAGUUAGUCUGCGUUUUUUGGAAGCUGCUUAUAUCAGCAUGUUACUAGUGAUGGCUGACUUUGUAGAAAUCAUACAAAUUUGCAAGUAUGAUUUCAGAAGUGUGUGAGGUUCCAGACAGCGAAUAAUUAUGAUAGGGAGUCAUAUUUCUACAAUCAGGACCCAGGUGUCUUUUUUUUCUGUGACCAAAUUGAAUGUAUCUUGAAGAUUAAAAGAGGCUUCUAGAAGUUUCAUUUAGGAUUGGCUGCCCUGGAAUGAUCUGAGAUUCAUCUAAAUGCUUGAAUGAUAUGAUUUGGUGACUACACGGCAUGAAAAAGGUUUUGUAUGUGGAACUGCUUGUUAGAUCUCAAGCUGAACAGCUGUUGAACACAAUAUACUGCUAGAGAAAUAUUAUAUCAAAAAAACAGAUUACUGUAUCCCAGAAUGCUACGAAUAGAAGUAGCAUGAAAUCAUGAUUGAAUUGUGUGUUUGUUUUCCUUAGAGCAUUAUGUGACCGUCUUAGGUCUGGAUGUGUAUUAUUAUUAUUAUUAUUAUUAUUAUUUUUAAUAUAUAAUAGUGGCUGGAGAUUUUCAUGCUGUCUGAGAGUCGCCCUGUUGCAUGUUUUUGUGUGCUGGACAAGUCAAAAGAGCUAUGAAUGAGUUUGAGAAUUUGUAUUUUUAUUUUCUUUGUGCUGCUUUGUUUGUUUCAGUUAUUCUGCUAUCAUUGAAUGGGGAUGUGUGAAGGUGAUUUCAUGGUUAUCGCUUAUGAAAGAUGGCUUGAUGAAAUUAUACACUGUCUACAAGAAGCAGAUCACAGGCUGGGCUGCUUUGUAUCUCCUGUUGCUGUAUCUCACAUGCUGAAAAUGAUCGUGAAACCAGUGUGUCAUAAUGGUAGUGUCUGUUUUAAAAUCUCACCUAUUUUUCAAGGUUUCUUGCUUGCAUCUUUGACAAUGUGAGGAUAUUCUCUUUGAAUGAGAAAAAGGACUUCUUUUUUUUUUUCUUCUCAAAGAUUAACAAUGCACCUUCUGCUAGUUGCAAUGUAUAUUUAAAAUACACGCACGCACGCGCGUCGAGUUGUUAAAUACACACUGAAUGACUGUUGUGUUGUUUGCCUGUAACAUUUUUUUCACCUAACCAGAUGUAGACUAGAUUUUUGGGGUCUAUAUAUACUUAGAGUUAAAGAAAUAAUUACACCAACGUGUAUAAAAGUUCAUUGACACUGGCACUAAAGUGCUCACAAACUACGGCUGCGGGAGAUCUCCGAUGUUUUGCUGAUGGAACAGCACUCCUGCUUCUGAAUGGUUUUGAACACGGUUCCAGUUUUCACUGAUGUCACAUUCUGCUGUGGGAGGUGGACAUUUGUCCUCUCUCUGCCUUAAGUUUGAGUUGUAGAGUGUUUGUGGAUUUUUCCUGCGCUCACAGAGCACCUUUCACUGGUUUUUGUUUGAUAGAGAGUUUGUUUUUAAGGUGUGGGCACACUUUGACCUGUUUAACGUCCUGAAUAAAAUACCAGUUCAUUUAAA
Puntigrus tetrazona (Sumatra barb) is the source of this 4176-nucleotide messenger RNA. It is a transcript of the gene stk38a, whose product is annotated as serine/threonine kinase 38a. Gene Ontology annotation, molecular function: ATP binding; protein serine/threonine kinase activity. Gene Ontology annotation, biological process: intracellular signal transduction; peptidyl-serine phosphorylation. NCBI's taxonomy places the organism in Eukaryota, Metazoa, Chordata, Actinopteri, Cypriniformes, Cyprinidae. The transcript is spliced from 14 exons. Bases 90 to 1493 code for a protein of 467 amino acids. The record is from RefSeq and is a predicted model, not a curated record.